Molecule: messenger RNA, 1273 nt
Organism: Aspergillus welwitschiae
Lineage: Eukaryota; Fungi; Ascomycota; Eurotiomycetes; Eurotiales; Aspergillaceae
Product: NADP-dependent oxidoreductase domain-containing protein
Exons: 5
Coding region: 115-1266 (383 amino acids)
Source: RefSeq, a predicted model, not a curated record
GGUAAUCGGAGUUUAUGGAUAUCGCCGCCAAUUCUCAAGACAUAUAUAGUCGACCUCUUCCCCAGAUAUCAUUGAAGCAGCAACGUCCUUAUACACUCUUCAUUAACUACCAUCAUGUCUAUCUUCGCCCCCGCCCCCAAGCCAGCCAGCCGUCUCGGCUACCACCGCGUAUUGGCACCCUCGGCCGGUGUCAAGGUCUCCCCACUGUGUCUGGGAGCUAUGAACUUUGGAGACUCAUGGAAGGACUUCAUGGGAGAAUGCAACAAGGAGCAGACCUUUGCACUGCUGGAUGAAUUCUACAGGCUGGGAGGCAACUUUAUCGACACGGCCAACAACUAUCAAUUCGAAGAAUCCGAGAAAUGGAUCGGAGAGUGGAUGACCGCGCGCGGGAACCGCGACCAGAUGGUCAUCGCAACCAAGUACACAACCGGUUUCCGCACCGCCCAUCGGGACACCGAGCCCCUGCAAUCCAAUUUCGUCGGCAACUCCAUGAAGAGCAUGCGGGUCUCCGUCGAGAGAAGUCUCAAGAAACUCCAGACUGACUACAUCGACCUCCUCUACCUGCACUGGUGGGACUUCACCUCCUCCGUGGAAGAAGUCAUGCAUGGACUCAACAACCUCGUCACAUCGGGCAAGGUUCUCUACCUCGGUGUCUCCGACACCCCGGCCUGGGUUGUCGUCAAGGCCAACGAUUACGCUCGGGCCAACGGCCUCCGUCCUUUCUCUGUGUACCAAGGAAGAUGGAACGCCGGAUUCAGAGACCUCGAAAGAGAGAUAAUUCCCAUGUGCAGAGACCAAGGAAUGGCGAUUGCUCCCUGGGCACCGCUCGGCGCGGGCAAGUUCAAGUCUGCGGAGGCGCGUAAGAGCGACGCCGAAUCUGGCAGUGCACGUGCCGCUGAAUUGAGCGAGACUGAUAUCAAGGUCUCGGAUGCAUUGGAGAAGGUUGCGAACAGGAAGAACACCACGUUGCAUGCUAUUGCUCUAGCUUACGUCAUGCACAAGACACCUAACGUGUUCCCCAUCAUCGGUCAACGCAAGAUUGAGCAUCUCCGGGAGAAUGUGGAGGCUUUGAGCGUCAGCCUCUCCAACGAGGACCUCGAUGAGAUUGAUAGUGCAUCUUCGUUUGAUGUUGGCUUCCCGAUGAACUUCAUCUACCGUGACUGUUACUCUUCGCGCAACACGGCCGCCGAUGUCUGGUUGACCAAGGCUGCUGCUCUUAUUGACGCACCUCCUCAUGCGGCGCCUGUGCAGCCUCGUCAGGAGUAGAUUCCUG